UGUCCUGAAUAUCGUGGUGGUGGUGGUGAAGGUUGGUGUUGGGGUAGCAAGUCGACGGUUCCUACACCACAAGUUUAUUGUGAAAAUGGCUAAGAAGACUUAUGACUUGUUAUUCAAGCUUCUCCUUAUAGGCGACUCGGGCGUUGGAAAGACAUGCAUAUUAUUCAGAUUUUCAGAUGAUGCCUUCAACACCACGUUUAUAUCCACCAUAGGUAUUGACUUCAAAAUAAAAACCAUUGAGUUGAGAGGAAAGAAGAUAAAGUUGCAGAUAUGGGAUACUGCUGGUCAAGAAAGAUUCCAUACAAUUACGACUUCCUAUUACAGAGGAGCCAUGGGUAUAAUGUUGGUUUACGACAUUACAAAUGCAAAGUCAUUUGAUAAUAUAGCAAAAUGGUUAAGAAAUAUAGAUGAGCAUGCAAAUGAGGAUGUUGAGAAGAUGAUUUUGGGUAACAAGUGUGACAUGGAGGACAAGCGUGUCAUCCCCAAAGAAAAAGGAGAAGCGAUUGCACGGGAGCAUGGUAUUCGAUUCCUUGAAACGUCGGCAAAAGCGAACAUCAACAUUGAACAGGCCUUUUUGGAACUUGCUGAAGCUAUCCUCAACAAGACUCCAGGACGUGACCCACAGGUAUUUUUUGUUUAUUAGUUUAGGUUUUUAAAG
Molecule: messenger RNA, 658 nt
Organism: Cherax quadricarinatus
Lineage: Eukaryota; Metazoa; Arthropoda; Malacostraca; Decapoda; Parastacidae
Source: RefSeq, a predicted model, not a curated record